This is a messenger RNA of Sapajus apella (tufted capuchin), 2376 nucleotides long. RefSeq names its product sperm flagellar 1 (gene SPEF1). The record is from RefSeq and is a predicted model, not a curated record. The transcript has 7 exons. The coding region runs from base 989 to 1699 and encodes 236 amino acids. Gene Ontology annotation, biological process: regulation of cytoskeleton organization. Gene Ontology annotation, molecular function: microtubule binding. Lineage: Eukaryota; Metazoa; Chordata; Mammalia; Primates; Cebidae. Gene Ontology annotation, cellular component: axoneme.
CUCCUGACCUCAGGUGAUCCACCCGCCAUGGCCUCCCAAAGUUCUGGGAUUACAGGCAUGAGCCACCGCGCCCAGACUGAAUUUCUAAUCCAUGAAGAAUAGCUCUUUGGAGGGAGAUGAGGGGUGCAGAAGUGUCUGUAGGAGCUCUUGCUGCUUCUAUACCUAGAAUCAACUCCAUUUCCCCAUUUCCCAUACAAACAGGUUUUCUUUAUUAACAUUUUUCCCAUUUGUGAAGCUCUUUCCCAUUACCCAGUUAGGACAAAUAAGUGAGAACCAUUGUCACUUCAUAAAGGAGGAAAUAGAGUUAAGAAGUUAAAUGACCUGCCCAAAGUAUUGGCCUUGAACUCUGGUGUUCUCCAUGGGAGUCUGGGUUACCUAUUAAAUACUGCACCAGGACACUGCUGGGAAUGGUGAGUGGCAGUGGCCCCAUGAUCAUUGGAGAGGGACGAAGCAGGAAAUAGUUGUACCACACAACCCAUUUAGGUGGCAUAUUAUCAACAAUGGACUUCCAGAUAAAGCUGACAAACAUUGGGGAGCUCCCUUUAUCUUGGACUGACAGCUAGAGACAGCCCAGAAGGGGAAACCCCACCCUAGGGCGUGACGAUGCAGGAAUUCUGGGGGUCUCGUUGGCUUUGGCUGGUCCCAGAGCGGGUCAGUGGCUGGUCAGCAGGUGGCGUGGGCACAGAAGUGAUGCUUUCUUGGGGAGAAGGAGAAGGCUAACCGCCUUUUCAAAGCUCGGGCCUGAGAUGAGGUAGCAGGGAGAGGAUAAAACUACAAAUCCCAGAAGUCUUUGCUCCCAGGCGAGUCGGGGGCGGUUUCCAUGGUUUCAGAAAACAAUAUGGCCGCUCCCAGUUGGGACGUGAGUCUCUGGAUUAGGCAGGCAGAGGCAGUUAUGGGUUCCUACAGUGGCGAGAGAGAAAGCGCUUGAAGGGUCGAGAGGCUGUGGCUGAACGCGGCACCACUGGACGGCCAGCCCUUGAGGACGCCAAUGGAGAGCAGCGUGGAUGAGGAGGCGCUGCACCAGCUGUACCUGUGGGUAGACAACAUCCCUCUGUCCCGGCCCAAGCGAAACCUCUCCAGGGACUUUAGUGAUGGAGUCCUAGUUGCAGAGGUCAUCAAGUUUUACUUCCCCAAGAUGGUGGAGAUGCACAAUUAUGUCCCUGCCAACUCUAUCCAGCAGAAGCUCAGCAACUGGGGUCAUCUGAACAGGAAGGUACUGAACAAGCUGAACUUUUCAGUACCAGAUGACAUGAUGCGCAAGAUCGCUCAGUGUGUCCCUGGAGUGGUGGAGCUGGUGCUUAUCCCGCUGAGGCAGCGCUUGGAGGAGCGGCAGAGGCACAGGAAGCAGGGCGUGGGCUCCUUACAGGAGCUGGCUCCCCAGGAUGGCAGUGGCUACAUGGAUGUGGGUUUAUCACAGAAAGCCCGAGGUGAAGGUGCCCUGGACCCCCAGGGAGGGGGUCAGCUCAGAGGGGACCCUCCGCCCGCGGGUCGGCCUCCAGCGUAUAACCAGGCGUUGCAGGACGACCCAAGGUUCGUCCUCCAGAUCGCCGAAAAGGAGCAGGAGCUAUUGGCCUCGCAGGAGACCGUACAGGUCCUGCAGAUGAAGGUGAGGCGCCUGGAGCACCUGCUCCAGCUCAAGAACGUGCGCAUCGCAGACCUCUCCCGGCGGCUCCAGCAGGCCGAGCGUAAGCAGCGAUGAGCUGUGGCCCAGGCCGCGCGGGGACGCCCCGUACCCUCCAGAGCUCCGAUGCCGCGCCCGACCCACCCACUAACGGAGGGGCGUUUGGGAGGGUGGAGCCCGCUGCUCGCACGAGCCUCUUGGGGCCCGAGUGCCCUCCUUCCUUGGGAUGGGUGAGCGUGGGAGAAUGUGGAACAGGGAGCCGAACGAGCCGAGGCCCGGGACUGAGCCGCCUCCUCCCACUCCAUCCGGGUCAGGAAAAUGGACUGCUUUCCAGAGCCCAAAAGCCCCGUGCAGAGACCUGGCCUGCCCCCCAAAGUAGUGUCCAACACCUCGGGCCGGCCUUGCAGCUCCUGGCGCUGGGCCUUAGGGGGCAGUCCCUGGCUCGGUCCACACCCCCAGAAUCAGGUCCUUGCCCAGCUCCGAGGACUGCGGUGUCUCCAUCCAGGAUAGUUCCCCUCAACCAAAGGGCCGCUAAGGGGCUCCCCUGCUCUUCCUGGGAGCUUACCUGGACCCAGCUCGGCGACGGAGACCGCAGCAGCUGGAGAGGAAGGGGUGAGAAGUGGGAUCGCCAGGAGUAGGGAGGACAUCGACUUGCCUGUAGCAGUCACCCCACCCUCCUCGCGCACAGGCUACUGAAGGGAAGGUUUGAAGGAUACGGCUCAGGGCUGCCCCAUUAAAGUUACUGUUUUGUUCUA